Acipenser ruthenus (sterlet) is the source of this 2816-nucleotide messenger RNA. Its product is annotated as solute carrier family 25 member 44-like. Bases 204 to 1154 code for a protein of 316 amino acids. The record is from RefSeq and is a predicted model, not a curated record. Gene Ontology annotation, cellular component: mitochondrion. The transcript is spliced from 4 exons. Gene Ontology annotation, molecular function: branched-chain amino acid transmembrane transporter activity. Gene Ontology annotation, biological process: transmembrane transport; branched-chain amino acid catabolic process. NCBI's taxonomy places the organism in Eukaryota, Metazoa, Chordata, Actinopteri, Acipenseriformes, Acipenseridae.
UGGCUGACUGACAGCAGCAUGACUACUGGGCGGGCCCUCGUACAAGUCUGUGUAUGGUUGGGGUUCUGUGAUAAUUUUGUAGGCCAGUGCUUUCAAACAUUGAUGUGGUAUAUUUUAAAAUAAAUAGCCAUGCAAAUGGAUUCAUGAAGAUACUGAAUACGUUCGAAACACGAAUCUGAUGUCAAGAGCUGUUGGGGCCAAGAAUGCAGGAGAAGCGCAACGUGCAAAUCAUAGAAUGGGAAGACCUGGACAAGAAGAAGUUCUACUCCUUCGGGGUGUUUAUGACUAUGACCAUCCGGGCGGGUGUGUACCCGGCCACGCUGAUCCGGACCCGGCUUCAGGUGCAGAAAGGGAAGAGUCUUUACACCGGGACCUUCGAUGCCUUCUUUAAAAUCUUGAGGUCCGAGGGGGUCCGCGGACUUUACAGGGGAUUCCUGGUCAACACGCUCACGUUGAUAUCCGGACAGGGUUACAUCACCACCUAUGAACUGGUUAGGAAGUAUGUGUCCACUUACACCUCGAACAAUACUGUGAAAUCUCUCGUGGCAGGCGGGUCUGCGUCCCUCGUGGCUCAGAGCAUCACAGUUCCUAUUGAUGUGGUCUCGCAGCACCUCAUGAUGCAGGGACAGGGAGGCGACAUGGGCCGAUUUAAGGUGAACGCCAAAGGGGUACGACCUGCAGAGCACAAAAUGACAUUCGGACAGACGAGGCACAUUAUCAUUCAGAUUUUCACAACCGACGGCUUUAGGGGAUUCUACAGAGGGUAUGUGGCCUCGCUGUUAACAUACAUCCCCAAUAGUGCUGUGUGGUGGCCUUUCUACCACUUCUAUGCAGAGCAGCUGUCCAACUUGGCACCCGCUAACUGCCCACACCUCCUCCUUCAAGCCAUGGCUGGUCCUAUGGCAGCCACGACAGCGUCUACAAUCACAAACCCUAUGGACGUAGUGAGAGCCAGAGUGCAGGUUGAAGGCAGAUCAUCUGUGAUUGAGACAUUCAAGCAGCUCAUAGCAGAAGAAGGAAUGUGGGGCAUGACUAAGGGGCUGUCAGCCCGGAUCAUCUCCUCCACACCUACAGCCAUUGUCAUGGCGGUCGGGUAUGAAACCCUGAAGAAAAUGAGCCUCCGACCGGAGCUUGUGGAUUCCAGACAUUGGUAGACUGCAAGAGGAGGAAAGGCAGAAAGAAAGCAAAACCGAUUCCAUGUUCUCUGUGCACAAACACCCUUUUUAUGUAUGCUGGCCUUUUAACUUUGUUGCCUUGUAAUAGAAAUAGUAGAGACAUGUUUUAAUUAUUUUUAAGAGAGGCUGACAUGAAAAAUAUAUGUUAUGUAUGUAACUGGAAUAGUUUUAACCCUGUUGCAUUGCAUCCAGAAUACUGGGGUUAAUGGACCAGACACUUUUAAAAGUUUUUUUUGUAUAUAUAUAUAUUUUUUUUUGAAAGGAUCUCACAAUCAAAGUAUAUUUCAAUACAUUAUUAUUAAGCUUUUGUUUGGUAAAUUGGACACUCCAAAUGGAUAAAUAGAACUGAAAAUAGUUCUAUGUGUAUGUGUAUUCCUUACCAGUUAUUGAUUCCUACAACCCAUAAUUACAUCUAUUUGUAUAAUUAAGCAAUCUAUUGUACAUACUCCCUCCCCUCCCCCCAGCAUCGCAAAAGUAGAGGGAAAGUUGAAAGUAAAAAAAAAACACAUUACCCCCAAAUUAACAUCAAACUAGUUUUUUUUUUUUGUUUAAAAGCUGCAUUUUAAUACUGGGAGGAAAAUCAGUAAAAAGAAAACCCACCAGAUGUGUUAAAACCAUUUUAAAUGGUUUAAUUAUGUGUAUGAGCUGCAGUGUGUAUAGUGUACAAUUUAAGUGUUUCUUUGAAAGCUUGUUAUUCAUAUAACUUAAAUGGCUUGUAUGUUUGAUCUGAACAUGUGUAUAUGAAUCCACAAUUGUGAGGGAAUGAACAGGCACAGUAACAUGUUGAUAACAAAGGCUUCCCCCAAACCCCCCCUGCUGACUCCUAAUAGAGGAGCAUAAUCAUUCACCAGCGCACAUCGGUGCAAUUUGCCAUGCUAGUUGCACUAUUGUGCAUUUAUAUUCUUUACAUGUUGCUCAAGUCUUAAUAUAACAUGAGCUGGUUUCAUAGACCCUGACUAGCACAGAUCUCAGACUACAUUGACCACAGUAUCAUCAGGCUGUCCAAGGUUAGUGCUGAUUGAGGUCUGUGAAUCCAGCCAUUUAAAUACGCCCCCUUCGAGCAGAAGCACUCCAAAUCACAACCUUCACAGUCCAUUCAGAUACUGUAGCAUCACCUCUAGAAUAAAAACAAUGUUCUGUAUCGGUAGCAGUAGCUUUAUCUGAACCCCUUAAACAGCAAUGCACGAUUUAGCAUUCAGGAGAAAAAAUAAUAAUAUUAUAUAUAUAUAUAUAUGCACACACAUAUAAAAACUGUUACGGGUCAGCAUUUUUUUGUGUUUUAGCAGUACUUAUGUUGGUCACUAGGUGGGGCAAUAGAUACCAAUGAGAUUCUAAAUGUAAUUCUUGUUACUUUUAAGGAACCUGUUUAAAUAUUAUUAUUGUGUGAUAUAUACCAAAUAGGAAAUUGUCAAUGGACUCCCUUACUUUCCAUAAUUUAGAGACUAAGCACUUUUUACAGCACAUUUUCAAUGUCAUUUGUGAAUACUUCUAAUGGUCCACAGAUAGGGUUUAAUUUGUUUUAUUUGCAGUUUGUUUAAUUAACUACUCUAAUGUUUAUUAGGGGGUUUGGUGAAAGCAUGUAUUGUAAUGUGAAAUACAUUUGUCAUAAUUACAUGGUAAUAAAAAUGUUAGUCAAAUGAA